Molecule: messenger RNA, 4562 nt
Organism: Pogonomyrmex barbatus (red harvester ant)
Lineage: Eukaryota; Metazoa; Arthropoda; Insecta; Hymenoptera; Formicidae
Gene: jar
Product: Myosin heavy chain 95F jaguar
Biological process (GO): actin filament-based movement; actin filament organization
Cellular component (GO): endocytic vesicle; actin cytoskeleton; cytoplasm
Molecular function (GO): ATP binding; microfilament motor activity; actin filament binding
Source: RefSeq, a predicted model, not a curated record
GGAAACAGCCGUGGAUCGCCGAGCGAGCGAGCCGGGCUCGUCGCUCCGAAGCCGCGCCGACAGUUGCAUGUCGGAUCUUGUGCCGUUCGUACGGUUUCGUCCCGGCUGGCUGACUGUCCUCGCAUCCUCGGCGAGACACGGAUAAAGCUCGGGAUGGAAAACCAGCAGGUAUGGGUUCGGGACCCCCAGGAGGGUUUCAUAAUCGGAAAAUUCACGGACAUGGUGGACGGGGAUGCUCUGAUCGUGCCCCUUGACCCAAAGUACCCCCAACGUACGUGUCCGCUGGACGAAGUGUAUCCUGCUGGCGAAUACACUAAGGAUGUCGAGGACAAUUGUGCCUUGAUGUACCUGAACGAGGCCACGCUGCUGAACAAUAUUCGCACGCGUUACUUCAAGGACAGGAUAUACACUUACGUCGCCAACAUUCUGAUAGCCGUGAAUCCAUACUACGAGGUGAAGGACCUCUACUCGCCGCAAACGAUCAAGGCUUAUCAGGGCAAGUCUUUGGGCGAAACGCCACCGCACGUCUUCGCCAUCGGUGACAAAGCGUUUCGGGAUAUGAAAGUGCUGAAACAAUCUCAGAGCAUUAUCGUGUCCGGUGAAUCGGGAGCGGGGAAGACUGAGUCGACCAAGUAUCUCCUGAAGUAUCUCUGCGAUCUAUGGGGAUCCACGGCCGGCCCGAUCGAACAGAGGAUUCUCGAUGCGACCCCGGUGCUGGAGGCGUUCGGUAACGCAAAAACGAAGCGCAACAACAACAGCUCUCGCUUCGGCAAGUUCAUGGAGGUGCACUUCGACGCCAAGUGUCAGGUGGUCGGCGGAUACAUCUCCCACUACUUGCUGGAAAAGUCCAGAGUAUGCUUGCAGAGUCCGGACGAGCGGAAUUAUCACGUGUUCUACAUGAUGUGCGCUGGUGCGCCGGCCGAUCUCCGCGCAAAGUUGGGAAUAAACAAGCUGGACGAUUUUCAUUAUCUGAGAAACGGUUGCACUCAGUAUUUCUGCAAUACAAAUUCGGAGAAGCGAUUGAACGAGGCGCAGAAGAGCCGCGAGCAGAUGCAAAAGGGCAGCCUCCACGAUCCCAUCUUGGACGAUGUCGAGGGGUUCAACGCUAUCGAUCAGGCUUUCACCCGACUCGGUUUAACGGAUGUCGAACGUAUGGAGAUCUACACGAUGGUGGCUGCGGUGCUUCAUCUCGGUAAUAUUACAUUCGAGGAUAAUCCGGAGGACACGAAGGGCGGUUGCAGGAUAACCGUUGAUUCGGGAAAAGCGGUAGCGAUAUCCGCAAAGUUAUUAGGGGUGGAUCCUGAAGAGUUGCGACAGGCUCUGGUCUCGAAGGUGAUGCAAACUAGCCGGGGUGGUAUCAAAGGAACGGUUAUCAUGGUGCCCCUGAAAGUUUACGAGGCUAAUAACGCCAGAGACGCUCUUGGGAAAGCUAUUUACAGCAAAUUGUUCGAUCAUAUUGUCGCGCGGAUUAACAAAAGCAUUCCUUUCAAGGCUUCGAGUUAUUAUAUCGGCGUGUUGGAUAUCGCAGGAUUCGAAUACUUCAAAGUCAAUAGCUUCGAGCAAUUUUGUAUAAAUUACUGCAACGAGAAGCUCCAGCAAUUUUUCAACGAGCGGAUCUUGAAAUACGAGCAAGAACUGUACGCCCGAGAAUCCUUGAAUGUCCCGAAAAUCUCCUACGUCGAUAAUCAGGAUUGCAUUGAUUUAAUUGAGUCGAAGAAUACGGGUAUCUUCAGCCUGCUGGACGAGGAAUCGAAAUUGCCGACUCACAGUUUCGCGCAUUUCACCAACGAGGUUCAUCGCGCGUGGAACGGUCACUUCCGCAUCACUUUACCACGAACGUCACGAUUGAAGGCUCAUCGAGAAUUACGAGAUGAUGAGGGCUUCGUGAUUCGCCAUUACGCCGGCGGUGUUUGCUAUCAAACGAAUCAGUUUAUUGAGAAAAACAACGAUGCGCUGCAUGCCUCUCUGGAAGCGCUCAUUCAGGAAAGCGGCAAUAAAUUCCUCAGGACGCAGUUCGCCAAUCAUUCCCUGCAAAAAGGGAAGCUGACGUUCAUCAGCGUUGGCAGUAAAUUCAAGACGCAGCUCGGUGAACUUAUGGACAAGCUGAAAAGCAAUGGAACCAACUUCAUAAGAUGCAUCAAGCCAAACAGCGAUAUGGUGGCACAUCAAUUCGAUGGCAAUAGCAUUAUGAAUCAGCUACGUUGUUCGGGAAUGACGUCGGUUUUGGAAUUGAUGGAGCACGGAUAUCCCAGCCGAGUUCCUUUCCACGAGCUUUAUAAUAUGUACAAGUCCUAUUUACCGCCGGAGCUCGCCAAACUCGAUCCUAGAUUUUUCUGCGAGGCGCUGUUGCAUAGCUUGAAAUUAAACCAGAAGGAUUUCAAGUUCGGCAUCACCCGGGUCUUCUUCAAGCCGGGCAAGUUCGCGGAAUUCGACCGAAUUAUGAAAUCUGAUCCGGAGAAUUUGCGCAAGCUGGUCGCCAACGUGAAGAAGUGGCUUCUGAAGUCGCGAUGGAACAAAUUGCAAUUUUGCGCGCUGUCGGUGAUCAAGCUGAAAAAUAAGAUCAUCUAUCGGCGACAACAUCUGAUCGUGUUGCAGAAAACGGCGAGAAUGUAUAUCGCGAAGAAGCAACACCGACCGCGAAUACGCGGUAUUGUGAAGAUUAAGAAUCUGCGAAAGCAAUUGACGCGAAUGGAGGAGACAGCGAGCCAAUUGAAGAAUCGGGAGAGGUCGACGCUGGACAUGAAAAGGCUCGAUGACGACUUGGAGACGGCUAUACGCAAAAUUAAAAACAACCCAAAGAUCACGCCAACGGAGAUCGAUGGUCUCUAUACGUCUCUGGUGAAUCAAGUGAACAAGCAAAUGGCCGCACUUCAAGAUAUGGUGAAACAGCAAAAAAUUGCCGAGGAACAGGCGAGAUUGAGAAAGAUUCAGCAGGAGCUCGAGUUAGAAAAGAGAAAAGAGGAGGAAGAACGCAGAAAGAGAGAAGAAGAGGAGAAUAGAAGGAAGAAGCUCGAAAUGGAAGCCAGGAGAAAAAUUGAGGAAGAGCAGAGGAGAAAGCAGGAACAAGAGGAUCAGAAAACGGCGGCUGCUCUUCAGGCACAAUUGGAGAAGGAAGCUAUGGAAGAAAGUCGAUAUCGAGAAUUAUUAGAGCAAGAAAGAAGAGAUCACGAAUUGGCGGUCAGACUUGCUCAAGAAUCAAACGGACAAGUCGAGGAUUCUCCGCCACCUAUUCGAAGUGGCUCCGAUGUACGAGCACCUAUGAACAACAACAGGCUAAUAAGAUCGGAGCAAGUGCGUAAUCAGCAGGCGGCUAUGAGCAACAAGAAGUACGACCUGUCCAAGUGGAAGUACUCGGAGUUGCGAGAUGCAAUCAACACGUCCUGCGAUAUCGAGUUACUUGAAGCCUGCCGUCACGAGUUUCAUCGCAGACUGAAGGUUUAUCACGCCUGGAAAGCGAGAAACCGCAGGAAAACUACCAUGGACGAGAAUGAAAGAGCACCAAAGUCCAUCAUGGAGGAAGCCGCGAAAACCCCAAGGACACCGAUGAAGCAACAGAUAGUCGAGUCGUCCCAGAGAUAUUUCCGGAUCCCCUUCGUCCGUUCUUCCGCUGCCGGGCAGCAGGAUAACACGCACGGUGGCGGCAAAAGGGGAUGGUGGUACGCGCAUUUCGACGGGCAAUACGUGGCACGACAAAUGGAACUUCAUCCCGAUAAACCGCCCAUACUCCUCGUAGCAGGUAUUGAUGAUAUGCAAAUGUGUGAGCUAAGUCUCGAUGAGACCGGUUUAACGAGGAAACGCGGUGCCGAGGUUCUGGAACAUGAAUUCAAUCGCGAGUGGGAGAAAUACGGCGGCAAACCAUAUGUAGCACCGUGCGAUCGCAAAAAGUGAAGAUCUCACAAUGAGGUGCAAUUACUUUUGCGUUACAUCGUGAAAAACACACAAUAAAUCAAUACGGAGAUUCGCGAGGAUCUUUAUGCGACUUACGUAGUUUUUUGUCCGGUGAACGCAUCGACGAUCUUGUGCCUUCCGAAACGUGCCUUGUGCAUUGAUGGCACGCGAACGAUAUUUUUGUAUUAUAAUUUAUAAAUUACGGUGUAGUUACGUAAAAAAGAUUUUUCUCGUCGGUAUGUUUAUUGGAUAUUCAUUAGUAAAUUUUUUCUUCCCUUUUUUUUUUUUUUUUUUUUUUUUUUUUUAAACUUCUGGCGAUUCUAGGAAUUGUUAACCAAUCAGUAUUCUGUGACGCAUUUAAAAUAUGAAUAUGUAAAACAUUGAAAAAUUUUAAACUUUAAAAAAAAGAUGUGCGAAAGAUUAUCGGGAUCUGUUAUCGCCAAUUACCUUUUUGCAAUAAGAUUUUGUAAUUCUGAUAUAUAGUUAUUUAUAAAUAGGAUGAACGAGAGUAGAGUAAGGUAAGAUGUAAGAUUCCUUAAGUUUAUUAUCGUUAACAUGUAUUUCCAAAUUAUAAUCUUGUAAUAAUGUUGUUGUCUAUAAAAUCCUUUACGCCGAUUUAGUGAUGAGAUUUAGUAGAUAAGUCAUUUCGAAUAGAAACAAUAAAGAGUACUAAA